AUUCGGUACUGUUGGCGAAACCAAUGUCCAAGGAGAAGAAGUGAAAAAGCUAGAUGUUCUUGCAAAUGAGCUCUUUAUUAAUAUGCUUAAGUCGUCAUAUACAGUAGCCCUUUUGAUUUCAGAAGAGAACGAAACUGUCAUAGAGGUUGAAGUUGAAAGAAGAGGAAAAUACAUUGUCUGUUUUGACCCCUUGGAUGGUUCCUCCAACAUAGACUGCCUCGUUUCGAUUGGUUCCAUCUUCGCCAUCCUUAAAAAAGAGGACAACACCAUCCCAACACUGAAAGACGCACUUCAGACGGGAAGAAACGUUGUCUCAGCUGGAUACGCCCUCUAUGGAAGCGCUACCAUGAUGGUGAUUUCUACAGGAAAUGGGGUUCAUGGAUUCAUGCUAGAUCCUAGUAUAGGAGAAUUCAUCUUGACUGACAGGAAUAUGCAAGUUCCGAAGAGAGGCAAAAUUUAUGCUAUCAAUGAAGGAUACACUCAUCAAUGGGAUGAUGCCAUCAAAGAGUAUGUCGCUAACAAGAAGGACCCUUCUAAAGGAAAGACUUAUAAUGCCAGAUAUGUCGGAUCUAUGGUAGCUGAUGUACACAGGACCAUUAAGUAUGGUGGGAUUUUUAUCUACCCCGCUACGACUUCUUCACCAAAAGGAAAGCUUCGACUUCUCUAUGAAUGUAUUCCAAUGGCAUACAUCAUGGAACAGGCUGGCGGCUCGGCCAGUAACGGAAAAAUCCCAAUUCUUGACGUGCAACCCACCAGUCUUCAUGAAAGAUCACCCAUUUUCCUCGGUUCGUCCGAAGAUGUGGAAGAAGUUCUUGCCAUCAUAAAAAAACACGAGAAAAAGGGCGACGCCUGAUCUGUAUUGUUCUCAUGUUAUAAUCUUUCUGUCUGCAUUAUAUUAAUAUCAUUUCAUAAGUUGUUGUCUAUCUCA
Leptinotarsa decemlineata (Colorado potato beetle) is the source of this 928-nucleotide messenger RNA. It is a transcript of the gene fbp, whose product is annotated as fructose-1,6-bisphosphatase. Gene Ontology annotation, molecular function: fructose 1,6-bisphosphate 1-phosphatase activity. NCBI's taxonomy places the organism in Eukaryota, Metazoa, Arthropoda, Insecta, Coleoptera, Chrysomelidae. Gene Ontology annotation, cellular component: cytosol; cytoplasm. The record is from RefSeq and is a predicted model, not a curated record. Gene Ontology annotation, biological process: fructose 6-phosphate metabolic process; fructose 1,6-bisphosphate metabolic process; gluconeogenesis.